CCUGUCAAAAAUAGCAUUUGGUCAAGUCCUUAUAUAAGAUAUGGUCUCCCACUAGGUUUGCUAGCUACAGCAGGAGCAGUUAUGAUGUUGAAAAGAAAUAAAGCAAAUGUUAUAAAUAAUACUGAAGUAGCUGAAUUUGAACAAACUCCGACACCAUCACAAACAACACCUUCAAUGACUCCUGAACCUAUGAAAGUACAAACUCCUGUUCAAAAGUCAACUCCUAAACCGACUCCAACAUUUAAACCAGAACCUACUCCUCAAAUAAAUCGUAAAACUCCUGCGUUUCCUUACUGA
Trichomonas vaginalis G3 is the source of this 297-nucleotide messenger RNA. RefSeq names its product kinase C-related family. Lineage: Eukaryota; Parabasalia; Trichomonadida; Trichomonadidae. The annotation marks the transcript as partial. The transcript has a single exon. The record is from RefSeq and is a predicted model, not a curated record.